Molecule: messenger RNA, 2853 nt
Organism: Iphiclides podalirius (scarce swallowtail)
Lineage: Eukaryota; Metazoa; Arthropoda; Insecta; Lepidoptera; Papilionidae
Source: the annotation of a GenBank genome assembly
AUGGCCUUAAUGGUGCAGUCUCCAUUUUUUGAUGGGAAACAACCAAAUUGGCAUCACUUAGAUUGCAUAUUCUCCAAAAAGCCUCCCACUAACAUUGCUGAGAUUGCAAAUUUCAACAAAAUCAAACAUGAAGACCAAGAGAAUAUUAAAAAGAAAAUAAAUGGUGAAGGAAAGGGAACAAAGAGAGGAAAGUCUAAAAAGGAUGGCGUUCCCAUGCCUUACACAAUUGAGUAUGCCAAAUCGAGCCGAGCAACAUGUCGUCAUUGUGACAUUAAAAUAUGUAAGGAUGAAAUCAGAGUUGCUAAAAUUGACUACGACCCCAAGUAUGGAGACCACCCUUUAUGGCAUCAUUUGAAGUGUUUUGCCGAAAAGAAAGUUGAUUUAAACUUCCUUGGGGGUGGAGAAGAACUACCUGGUUUUAAAUCCCUGAAAAAAGAAGACCAAACCACUGUUAAACAAGAAAUUAAAAAGUCCGAGGGAGACGAGGUGCCCAUAAAGAAGAUAAAAAAGGAGCCCAAAGACGAGGCGGAUUUAAAAGAAGAAAAAGAGCUAAAGAAGCGGCUGGCGGAACAGAGCAAGCUGUACGACAAGUCCAGGAAUGCUUUGAGCCAGUUGACAAAGACCGAGUUGCAUGAACUGUUAGAGACAAACAAUCAAGAUGUGCUCACUGGACGUGAUGAGUGCCUGAAUCAUUUGGCUGACUGCAUGGCGUUCGGCGUUCCCCAACCCUGCCCUGAAUGUAAACAAGGGCAACUGGUGCUGGACACUUUUUGCUACAAAUGUACAGGGAAUAUGAAUGAAUGGACGAAGUGCAUGUACAAAACAAAAGAGCCGAAGAAGACGAAAAUGGUGGUGCCGUCGGCGUAUAAGAAACACGCCGCGUUCCUGAAAUAUAAACCGAAAGUGACAACACGUAUAUUCGAGAGUGAGCCCCCACCACCGCCGAUUACUAUUAAAAAGGAAGAGUCCCCGGAGGAUUCUACCCAAAAACCAAUACCUCCAUUGAAAAAUCUACAGUUUUUCCUCCUUGGUAAAUCUAAGAAACCGAAAGAGGAGGUCAAAGUCCGCAUCUUGAAGCUCGGAGGUCUCGUCGUAUCGAAAAUUACAGAUACCACUGCGGCCGUCGUGUCUACGAAGAACGAGAUAGAGAAAAUGUCUUCGAAAAUGGAGGACAUAAAGAAUAAGGAAAUAGAGGUUAUCGAAGAUUCAUUCUUUGAUUUGAUUGAUGCCAAAGAGGGCACAAUCUCGGAAACAUUACGGUUGAUAAGAGAAAACAAUAUUGCUGAUUGGGGCUCUGAUCCAAGUAAGCGGAUACCGCAAGACGUUCUUGAUGGAAAAUCAAUCCAAAAAUCAGGCAGUCAAUAUGUUAAGUCAAAAUCUGGUGUUACCAAACUGAAAGUCAAAGGUGGUACAGCAAUCGAUCCGGACUCUGGUCUAGAGGACGAGGCACACGUGUACAGAGACGAAAGCGGUACAAAAUACACAGUUGUUCUUUGCAAGACCGAUGUUGUCGAGCAAAAGAAUUCAUAUUACAAGAUACAACUGUUGGAGGCUGACAAAAAUAAGAAGUAUUGGAUCUUCAGAUCAUGGGGCCGUAUUGGUACUCCCAUUGGUGGCAAUAAGGUCGAAAAUUGUACCUCCCUUAUGGACGCCAUAAACAAGUUCGAAGGAUUGUAUAUGGAGAGAACGCAAAACCCAUGGGAUACAAGGGCCAACUUUGUAAAGAUUCCCGGUGCAUACUAUCCGAUUGACGUGGAUUAUGGCGAUGAACCGUCAUCUGCCGUAGCACUCAAAGUGGACGAAAAGUGUAAGCUAGACGUCUCCGUACAGCAAUUAAUAAUGAAGAUAUUUGAUAUCAACGUCAUGAAACAAACUCUAAUGGAGUUUGAGCUUGACACUGAUAAAAUGCCACUUGGGAAGCUGUCUAAGAAGCAAAUCAAGAUGGGUUACAACGUCUUAUCAGAGCUACUGAAAUACCUUAAAGAUGGUAAAGUCAACACAAAUAAAGUUGUGGAUGCAACUAACAGAUUCUACACAUUAGUACCACAUAGCUUUGGCAUGGAAAACCCUCCACUCCUCGACAAUAUGGAACUCAUUAAGACCAAAACGGAGAUGCUGGAUAACCUGCUCGAGAUUGAAAUUGCUUAUAGCAUGCUAAGUGACGAAAAAGACGAUUCCGUAAGUCCCAUCGAGGCCCAUUACAAGAAGCUGAAGACGGACAUCGCACCGUUGGACAGGAACUCGCCAGAAUUCGAGAUGAUCAUGGAGUACGUGAAGAACACGCACGCCGCCACCCAUUCCUCCUACACGCUGGACGUGCAACAGGUGUUCAAAGUGGUACGCGAUGGUGAAGACAAACGAUACAAGCCGUUCAAAAAACUCCACAACAGGCGGCUACUUUGGCACGGGUCUCGAGUCACCAAUUUUGCUGGCAUCCUCUCGCAAGGUCUCCGCAUUGCACCGCCCGAAGCGCCAGUGACAGGUUACAUGUUUGGCAAAGGCAUAUACUUUGCGGACAUGGUGUCGAAAUCGGCCAACUACUGCUGCACCAACAAGGCCAAUCCCAUCGGUAUCAUGAUGCUUUGCGAAGUCGCGCUUGGCGAUAUGAAGAAGUGCCACUCGGCGGAGUACAUAACGAAGCUGCCGAGCGGGCUGCACUCGACGUGGGGCGUGGGCCGCACCGCGCCCGACGAGGCGAUGGCGCGCACGCUGCCCGACGGCACGCUGGUGCCGCUCGGCCCGCCCCGCCCCGCCGCCAAGGACACCUCGCUGCUCUACAACGAGUUCAUUGUGUAUGAUGUCGCUCAAGUAAAAGUCAAGUACCUGUUGCAGAUGAAGUUUAAUUACAAGUAC